CCAGUUGCACAUUGUUUGUCGGCCUCCACUUCACUGUCACCCAUCGUGGUCCAGUUGAGAGUUAAAUUGUUGUAGCAGCGUCAGAGGUUGUGUGUGUGUAGGCUGGUAGAAAAAAAACAGAGUUAAGUUGUAGAAAAGUAAUUUGAAGUCCUCUGAGUGUUGAGUCACUUCCCGGUUUGUGUGUGUGUGUGUGUGCCGGCCCAGCCGCCUUCAAAGGAGCUGUGAUCCUGUUCUAGCUCGUCACUUGUCUUGCCCGCUUCCCUCCCACCUCUGCAUCUGUCAGUCACCAUCAUCGUGCCCUUCUGGUGAGAUGACGUUGAGUCACCGGGCUCUCUAACGCGCCCGCGGCCCGGUCCACCGAGGACGAGGUGCAACCCAAAGGUGCUCUGCGUGUUCUCCACGGAGUGUACGCUGCACGUGUCUGACGCCGGGGCGUACCGGGGAAGUGAACAGGAAGUCAUCGUCAGCCUUCAGAGAGACAUGCUAGUUAAUUAUAGUGCACCCUCAUGUGUCUGGGGGAGACAAAUGAGUGUGCACUGGAAGAGUCAUGCGCUUGCAUCUGAUGUGUAAACCUGUUCCGCUUCACUCGGACAGGUUUGGCCAAAAGAAGAGCUCCCGGCUGAAGAAGGCAAGUCCCUGUGGGAGCUGGUGGCGGAGCAGUUUGAAGACCUCCUGGUCAGGAUCCUGCUGCUCGCUGCCUGCGUCUCCUUUGCGUUCACAUGGUUACAAGGGCUAACGAGACCGUAAAGUCCCCAAAAAACAUGUUAUCCGGGCCACCAGCUGCUGCAGGAUGCACAGGCUUCACCUGUGGAGUCCGGUUACCCGUGUGCUCUGCGUUAAAACUACAUGCGUACGCCCGAAGCGACACAUUCACGUUGCCACGAGGCCGUCGAGUCAGGAGCGGAAUGCCGAGAACGCCAUCGAGGCUCUGAAGGAGUACGAGCCGGAGAUGGGGAAGGUGUACCGCAUGAACCGCAAGGCCGUCCAGAAUAUCAAAGCGAGAGACAUCGUCCCAGGAGACAUCGUGGAGGUGGCAGUUGGUGACAAAGUGCCUGCUGACAUCAGACUGACCUCCAUAAAGUCCACCACCCUGCGAGUGGACCAGUCCAUCCUCACAGGGGAGUCUGUGUCCGUCAUCAAACACACGGACCCGGUUCCUGACCCCAGGGCUGUCAAUCAAGACAAAAAGAACAUGCUGUUUUCUGGCACUAACAUUGCAGCGGGCCGCGCCACCGGCGUGGUCGUUGCCACCGGCGUCUCCACAGAGAUCGGUAAGAUCCGUAAUCAGAUGGUGGCUACGGAGCAAGAGAAGACGCCGCUGCAGCAGAAGCUGGACGAGUUCGGGCAGCAGCUCUCCAAGGUCAUCUCCCUGAUCUGCGUGGCGGUGUGGGUCAUCAACAUCGGCCACUUCGGGGACCCCGUCCACGGCGGCUCCUGGAUCCGAGGGGCCAUCUAUUACUUCAAGAUCGCCGUGGCCCUGGCCGUGGCCGCCAUCCCCGAGGGCCUGCCCGCCGUCAUCACCACCUGCCUGGCCCUCGGCACGCGGCGCAUGGCCAAGAAGAACGCCAUCGUCCGCAGCCUGCCCUCGGUGGAGACGCUGGGCUGCACCUCGGUCAUCUGCUCUGACAAGACGGGCACCCUCACCACCAACCAGAUGUCUGUGUGCAGAAUGUUUGUUACGGACAAGGUGGAAAAUUCCAGCUGCAGCCUCCACGAGUUCUCCAUAACCGGCUCUACAUAUGCCCCUGAGGGACAAAUACUGAAAGGAGACAAGCCCAUCCAGUGCGGAGACUUUGAUGGACUUUUGGAGUUGGCCACUGUGUGCUCUAUGUGCAAUGACUCUUCACUGGACUACAAUGAGGCCAAAGGGGUUUAUGAGAAGGUGGGUGAAGCCACAGAGACGGCUCUCACCACCUUGGUGGAGAAGAUGAACGUCUUCAAGACCGACCUGUCCGGGCUCAGCAAGGUGGAGCGCGCCGGUGCCUGUAACUCGGUGAUCAAGCAGUUGAUGAAGAAGGAGUUCACCCUGGAGUUCUCCCGUGACCGCAAGUCCAUGUCUGUCUACUGCACCCCCGUCAAGCCGGGCUCCCAGAGCAAGAUGUUCAUCAAGGGCGCUCCGGAGAGCGUGAUUGAGCGCUGUCAGUACCUGCGGGUGGGAACGGGGAAGGUGGCGCUGACGCCAGCCCUGCGCGACCAGCUGCUGUCUAAGAUCAGGGAGUGGGGGACGGGCAGGGACACCCUGCGUUGCCUGGCGCUGGCCACUCACGACGUCCCGCUGCGCAAAGAGCAAAUGGACUUGGAGAAUUCCAGCAAGUUUGCUCAGUACGAGUUGGGUCUCACGUUUGUUGGCUGCGUGGGCAUGCUGGACCCGCCCAGGAAGGAGGUGAUCGGCUCGUUGAAACUGUGCAACGAGGCGGGCAUACGCGUCAUCAUGAUCACGGGGGACAACAAGGGCACGGCCGUGGCCAUCUGCAGACGAAUUGGCAUCUUCGGCGAGGACGAGGAUGUGACGGGGAAGGCCUACACGGGCCGCGAGUUCGACGACCUCCCGGUGGAGGCUCAGAAAGAAGCCGUCAAGCAGGCGCGCUGCUUCGCCCGCGUCGAGCCGGCCCACAAGUCCAAGAUCGUCGGAUUCCUGCAGGCGUUCGAUGAGAUCACCGCCAUGACGGGAGAUGGUGUGAACGACGCCCCGGCCCUGAAGAAAGCGGAGAUCGGCAUCGCCAUGGGCUCCGGCACGGCGGUGGCCAAGUCGGCGUCCGAGAUGGUGCUGUCGGACGACAACUUCUCCACCAUAGUGGCCGCCGUGGAGGAGGGCCGAGCCAUCUACAACAACAUGAAGCAGUUCAUCAGAUACCUCAUCUCCUCUAACGUGGGAGAAGUGGUCUGCAUCUUCCUGACCGCCAUCCUGGGCCUCCCCGAGGCUUUGAUUCCAGUCCAGCUGCUGUGGGUGAACCUGGUGACCGACGGCCUGCCGGCCACCGCCCUGGGCUUUAACCCCCCAGAUCUGGACAUCAUGGACAAACCCCCCCGCAACCCCAAGGAGCCCCUCAUCUCUGGCUGGCUCUUCUUCAGAUAUAUGGCCAUUGGAGGAUAUGUGGGUCUUGGAACCGUGGGUGCUGCCACAUGGUGGUUCCUGUUUGAUGUAGAGGGCCCACAAGUGUCUUUCUAUCAGCUGAGACACUUCAUGCAGUGUACUGAGGACAACCCCAUGUUCCAGGGCAUAGACUGUGGGGUGUUUGAAUCCCGCUACCCCACAACCAUGGCCCUGUCUGUGCUGGUCACGAUCGAAAUGUUCAACUCUCUCAACAGUUUGUCUGAGAACCAGUCCCUGCUCAGGAUGCCUCCCUGGGUCAACUUUUGGCUGCUGGGCGCCAUCAUCCUCUCCCUCUCCCUGCACUUCUUAAUCCUCUACGUCGAGCCUCUGCCAUUGAUCUUCCAGGUGACCCCGCUGCGCUGGGCCCAGUGGAUUAUGGUCCUGAAGAUUUCCUUCCCAGUCAUCCUCUUGGAUGAGGUACUGAAGUACAUCUCCAGGAAUCAUCUAGAAGGUGAUGAGGAGAAGAAAUAUCGGAGGAGGUGGCAGCAGCUGAACUAAGACGUCUCCCUCAACACACUCGCACACUUCGACACACGCCUACCCUCUUCCCUUUAGGAGCUCAAACCCUUAUCUCUUCCUGUCCUCAUUCCCAACACCUGCAUGUCCAAAAAAAUCACCACUAGCGAUGAGCAGGGCUUGCAUGAGAGCGUGUGUGUGUGUGUGUGUGUGUGUGUGUGUGUGUGUGUGUGUGUGUCUGUGUGUGUGUGUGUCAGCCAACUGCAGAGAUGGAGGAAAAAAAGAAGAUAAAGCUUCCCAGGGCUCUUUUUUUUAAGAUUUCUGCUCAUUGUUGUUUUUGGCUGUACAGUCCAAAGGAAAGGGAGGACGGGGGAUGACGAAACGACGUCGGCUGUUUUUGUGUCCACAGCAACAUUCUGUUGGAGAACGUCACCGGGCUCUUGAGUUGGAGAUGUCGCUCCGCCUAAAGGUGUGACUGGCUUUACGCUUCCUUCGUCUCUUAAAUUCGAGGAGCUGAGGUCGCCUCACGGACUUUGCAAACUUAUAGAAAUGCAUAAAUAAAUAAAAAAUGUCAAACGGCAACCUGACCAGCAUAUCAGUCGAGUAGUCGUCAGCCGGUCACACAGCUGGUCCUGCUAAGCCUCGCGUUAAACAUCCAUCUGCUGUGGAACGUCUAAGCUGAAGGCCGAUCGGGGCGCGAGGAUGAAGCUCCGUGACAUUUUGGACAUAAUAAUUGUCUCGGAGCAUCUUGUUGUUGCUCUCCCCUUUUUUUUAAUUGAAUCAGUUAAUCCGUACCCUGCACCAGCGCUGACGCGUGUGCGUGUGUGUGUGUGUGUGUGCGCGUGCGCAUGUGUGUGUGUGUGUGUGUGUGUGCAUAUAGCCUUACUUGAAUGAAUUUGUCUGCUCUGACUUGAUAGUCGACCAAUCGCACAGACGAUGUAGUGAAAGUAAGUUCUGGCCCGUAAACUGCUCGACUGCGUCAGUCUCACUCGGUCAUGAAUCGUGUGCGCGUUGGGCACGUUCAGCAUCCAUGCCUUAUCCAGCCCACUGCACCUCCACAUGGGAACAUGUGGUCGACAUGAAUGUGUUCCUGCGAGCCCCAACUUAGCCCACUCACAUGCGCCCCCCCCAUCAGUGAGACUCUUGGGUCGAGGUCUCAAAGACUGCCCCUGAGUGUCCCUCCUUGUCUGAGGCAUGUUUAAUAGGAAUCCCCUUGUUGUUGUUGUUGUUGUUGUUGUUGUGCUUCCUGCCGCCGCUCCUCCUGCUCUCUGAGUGCUUCAGCGACUCACUUUGGUAUUGUUUUAUAGCGACUAAAUAGUAAUGUAUUGACUGAAUGAACCUGCGCGGCUUGGAUUGUGUCUUUAAGUCUUAACUAUGGGUUUCUGUGUGGGGCCCUGGGGACUGGGGGGUUCAGUGGUCUCUUUGGUCUCUCGUUGGCUCCUGGUGGGACAGGAGUGUGCACAUUCCAACUAAAGAAACGAUCCCGCUCGGUCAAAAAUAAUUUAAAGGAAUUUGAUGAAAACGAUGAGAUCUUCGAGGCAACGGUCUUUCUUCCUUUCCUUUCCUUGCCUCCACACCAGUGUGACAGAAGAGCCUGGUUUAGAAUACACAAGGAAAAUCCCCCCUUAAACACUUCCAACCAUAAUGACCAAUCUGCCAUUGCUCACGAUAGUUGCUGUAUUCAUCUAUUUUGUUGCCUGGUGAUGUUUCAUUUCUUCCUCUAGAGGAUAACUAGCCCAACUUAUAGAUGGCAUGACGUCAUAUUUCCAGUUCCACAUGCUCUCUGGGGCCAAUUGUCGGAAGUGUACAGUAAGAAAUCACUCCCUUAAAGGGACAUAUCAUGAGAAGGAAAACUCACUCUUUCGGUGCUUGUGCACACACAUUUGGGUUUCUGGUAACUGAAUAAAAAUUUUUUAAAAAGACGAGUUGACAUGCGAUUCAACCAGCCAUUCACGUUUUUGUCUCCCCUUCCCACGUCACAUGCAGGCUCGUUAUAAUGUAUCCGAGUAGCUCCAUCACGGCUCCACGACUACCCAGACAGAGGGUGAAUGCAGCUAUAUUCAGACAGACAGUAGGAGUAAAAUAACGUGUGAGAGGAUUUAAGGGUGGAAUAUCCCUGGAUUUUGUCUGUAAUUAUUGGCUUGAUUCCGACUCCAUUUGACAUAAAACGGCCGCUGCGUUACAUUUUUGUCUCCAACACCAUGUGGAUGUGGCACCCCAGUCCAGACCAGCAGACCACUUGUCCCAGGUCUCCAUGGCUCUGUAACAUACUGGCACUCUGGCCACUAGGAGAUAGAGAUUUUUUUAUAUAUAUAUAUAUAUAUAUAUAUAUAUAUAUAUAUAUAUAAAAAAAAAAAUCUGUCUGUAUAGCCUUGUUAUUUACUACUGAAUCCUCAACUGUGUACAGAAGAUGAGAAUAUGAUCGCAUGGCACCUUGUUACUGUAAUAAUAACCUAUACAGUAUGUAAUAUUUAAUUUUUUGAUAACUCAUCAAUGAAACCUACCAACAACACAGACCUGCGAGAAACCAUUUUUUAUUUUUCUUUGAGCACAUGGUAUCUAAAGAUCUUCUUCUUUUCUUAUUGUUUCAUAGAAUAGAGCGGUUGUUUCUUCAUUUUUCCCAUUUGGUUUUUACAGUUGCUGGGGUUUUGUGUCUUUUACUGUAGGAAAAAAAAGAAUAUGACGUUAUCGUGUUUAAGAUAGACAAGAAUCAUACUUACGCUAAUUAAUGACGAUGACGCUGAUCAUUUCAGUGAUGGUUAAUCCGGUGUGAGAAUGUUCAAGAAUUUGCGAAUGAACUGUGUCUGGUUUACACUGAGCGAUAAGCAGUGAUGGAUUAUGAAGUUUUAUGACUGUAAAUUGAAGGGCUUGGUGUGGAUGCAGGCUCUGGAGACCCCUAACACUCAAAGUCCUCCACCAUCUUGUUAAAGAAAAUAACCUCCGUGACCGACGGUGAAGGAGUGAUCAGUCAUAUGAAUAACAUCGUCUCUAGAGCCCGAGUUCACCUCUGAGAAAUUAAAAAGGAUUCUCUGUAUUGCCUUGUUAAUAUUGAUUGUGGACACAGAAUUUUAUAAAUGACAAAGAUGUGGAAAUAAAGAUAAUUUAUCUUGUUAUUUA
Molecule: messenger RNA, 6667 nt
Organism: Cyclopterus lumpus (lumpfish)
Lineage: Eukaryota; Metazoa; Chordata; Actinopteri; Perciformes; Cyclopteridae
Gene: atp2a3
Product: ATPase sarcoplasmic/endoplasmic reticulum Ca2+ transporting 3
Exons: 21
Coding region: 791-3592 (933 amino acids)
Biological process (GO): intracellular calcium ion homeostasis; calcium ion transmembrane transport
Cellular component (GO): membrane
Molecular function (GO): ATP hydrolysis activity; ATP binding; P-type calcium transporter activity
Source: RefSeq, a predicted model, not a curated record